Molecule: messenger RNA, 1893 nt
Organism: Photinus pyralis (common eastern firefly)
Lineage: Eukaryota; Metazoa; Arthropoda; Insecta; Coleoptera; Lampyridae
Gene: Samuel
Exons: 6
Coding region: 189-1532 (447 amino acids)
Cellular component (GO): PRC1 complex
Molecular function (GO): protein binding
Source: RefSeq, a predicted model, not a curated record
GUUCGAGGUUAGCAGUGUAGAUAAGUUUGCCCUCAAUUAACAUUGGAUAAAUUGUUUAUGGUUUUGUUUAGUCGUUUUAAUUUAAAUCGUUUCGUUAAUUGCACAGUGCACGCACUUGGGCCAGACGCGCGUGUGUGGGUAAGGAACAUCUACUAAGGAAAAUCGAGGAAAAAAGAUUUCGCGCAAAAAUGGACGCGAUAGUGGCUCAAGGAGAGGAAGUUAAAGCGGAAGUGUCGAAAGACGUCCACCCGACGACAGAUAGUGAUCGCUUGAAAGGUGAAAAUGUGAACGGCGCGAGUGCAAGUGUUGGCGUGGAUAGACAACUGUGCAUUGGACAGGUGGCGCAGUUUUCUAUUUCGAAUUCGGAUCGGAAGCGUGGAGCGAAGGCCUUCCUUGGGGACGCGAAGGAGCACUCUUCGAAAAAAUAUCAGACGUCUCCUCAACACGAAGAUCCCUUAUACGGAUAUGGUGACACGCCAUCGGCCGAACCCUUGGAGAGCAGUCCCCAAAGGACGAUUAAGGCGACCCGUAGACGUCGCCUCGAUCGCGUUUCCAACACCAGUACAAAUGGGAUCAGUCCAACGACGCCCUCGCAUCCCGCCGAUUAUCUCAUGUACAUAAAUAAUAAUCACGUAAAGAAUGAAAGACUGAGCCCGGGUACACCAGACACGUCGUCAAGAUCAAGAUCGGUGACCCCAUCAUCCGCGUCACAUCCCGAUACACCACCCGCGACGGAUCAGUCGGCCAUCAUGCCCCACGUGAGGAAUUACAGCGAUAUGAUGCGAAAUUUAGCGGCGAAGUACAACCAUACGAACCCAAACGAGUACUUCAGCGCGGCGAGGAACGGCUUUCCACCUCCUUUCGACCCACGCUUCAAGCUGGGAAACUUCCCAAACCUCCUAUCAGUUCCAAAUAACAAAGAAACCAAAAAGCCCGACUUCUCCUCACUCCUCGGCCAGUUCACGCCGCACUCGGCCCUACCCCUCAUCGACAUGUCGACGACGCAGGCCCUACUGCACAUGGCCCGCACGGCGAAGGAGGCCGAAGAUCAGAGGCUGCUGAAGACGAUCAAGAGGCAGGAUCCGUCCUCGCCGCUCGAUCUGUCCGCCGGCGCCGUGCCCGUGAAGAGGCCGAGGACGAAAACGCCGUCGUCGGGCAGUUUGAGUGGCGGCAACGUCGUUAUAAAGAGGGACGAAUCGGAAAGUCCGAGCCUGCAGGAGGACGUCUCGAGUUGGAGCGUCGACGAUGUCUGCAAUUUUGUUUCGGGGAUAGACAUCUGUGCGGAAUAUACUAAGAAUUUUCGAGAGCAGCGGAUCGACGGUUCCGGUUUACCGUUACUGACCGAGGAGCAUUUAACGUCGACCAUGAGCAUGAAAUUGGGACCGGCAUUGAAAUUGAAGUCGGUGCUGGCGAAGAAAUUGGGCUCGUGCAGCGUCUGUCUGCACUGCACCCACUGUCACAGAAAUUCCUCGGGCUCACCCGAAUUGGGGCACACGACCGGGAAUACAUCCGAUUCGGGGGGAACAUCGUGAUGCAACGAUCCAGAACACUCAUCGUCAGUGCAAUAAUUCCACGAACACUGCCACUCUUUGGGCACCAUUGAGCAAUUAUUCUACUUAACGUUACGCCCUCGUAAAUUUAGUACAAAGACUUUGCAGAAAUGGCGUGCGUACUUAUGGAUGAGGAGAAUUGAGAGUUGUUCCUGAUCAUGUAAUCGAUUGUAGGUUUGUAAUUAUAAUAUAUUGUUAUUUUAUAUAUUAGGAUGUAAAUAUAUUUUAUAAUAUUUAAUGUAAUUAGUGAUUGUUUAUUAUUAUUAUUAUUAUUAAUAUGAUGAAAUUGCUCAAGUUGUUUGGUUGUGUUUUUUGCACACAAUAAAAUAUUUAUGUACCUUUA